Molecule: messenger RNA, 1980 nt
Organism: Raphanus sativus (radish)
Lineage: Eukaryota; Viridiplantae; Streptophyta; Magnoliopsida; Brassicales; Brassicaceae
Exons: 6
Coding region: 130-1035 (301 amino acids)
Source: RefSeq, a predicted model, not a curated record
UCAUAUUAAACACAUGAUUAUAACAGAUCUCAAUCUUCAUUCUACCGUAAUACAUUUUACAAGUCAGUUUUCUAAGCAUUACCAAUUUCUCCACCAAAAACUUCACAAGAUUUUAUAGUAUACCAACCAAUGGCCUCUAUGGUCAAUAUUAUGAGUCCAAUGGUUUCUAAAAACCUCAUUACCAAUUACAAAACUUUGCGUCUCAAACCCGAUCUACCUUCUCUACAACACUCUAGGGUCAAUGCAAUCAGGAAUGGUCCAGUAAAAAUGAUGAAGAAGCAUGGGCCAAGGAGAAGUAUUGUAGUUUCGUGUUUAGAUCAACCUAUUUCCAUGCCAAAUCAGGUCUCGGGAUAUGACGCUGUAAUGAAGUUUUAUUCGUCUAUCAACGAGAAGAAUCAAGAUCAACUAAGAAGUUGCAUCUCCAAUGAUUGCUUUGUUGAUGAUUUUUCCUUCUCUAAACCGUUUCAUGGGAAAAAGGAAGCCAUGAAGUUCUUUGAAGAACUGGUGAACAGUAUGGGACAAAACGUAAAGUUUUGUGUUGAAAAUGUUUGUGAAGGAGAUGGAUAUACUGCUGCUGUUAAUUGGCACAUGGGUACGUAUUUAUAUAUACGUUUAUAUAUAUACUUUCAAAAUUUGUUUUCUAUUGCUGUAAUAAAAGAAUGGAAAGGACGUAAAAUUCCAUUUACGAGAGGAUGUAGCUUCUAUGAAUUUACAGACGAAGGAGGAAUACUGGUUAUAAGAAACGCGAAGAUUCUAAUUGAAUCGCCAAUUAAACCAGGAGGAAUUGCAUUGACUUUGCUAAAGAACAUAACGUUCUUGUUCGACGAGUUCCCACAAGUUGCUGACUGGUUUUUGGGGAAGCCUUAUGAGAUAAUCCAAUUUACAUUAAGAAUCUAUGGUCUGUUUUUCGCGCCCCUCAUUGGCCAUGUAAUGGCAAGCUAUCUGAAGCUAUUGAACAAUAUGACCGAGUUCUUCUUACUGAUUUUGAAUAUUAUCAUCAAAACUCAAAGUCUGUUCUUUAAAUGGAAGAAAUAGGGUUGAGUGGUUUCUUUUUACAUUAGUGUGCAUUAUAUAUUGAAUAAACUAAUGAACAAAAUUUCAAUCUAUUCCAAAAUAUUUUCUCAUGUUCUAAGUCUCCAUCCUCCUUUUAACUUUGCCGAGUUGCAAACCAGAACUUCAUCCCUCCUUCAAAAUUUUUAUCUCUCUUCUUCUAAAUAAUGAUUACCUUUUAAAAAAAAAAUUAUGAUCAACUUAUUCCUCACAGUUUUAUCUAUUAUCUUUAUCAAAAGAUCUAUCUAUCAAUGAGUGGUUGAGCUCUUUGGCGUCAAGGCAUCAAACAUUUAUGGCUGAUGGUGUUUUUUCCAGGGGGAUUUUAGAGACCUGAAAGAUUGUUUAAGAAAUUUUAUACAAAAAUCAUAAUUCGGAGUUUUUAUUUAUGUAAAAUUUCUCCAAAUUUUUGGGAAUCUACACCAAUGUUUCAUCCAGCUGUCCCCAUAUUCGGUCGUAGAUGUUUCAUGGGCAUGGGGAUGAUGCUACUGAAGUAGAAGAUGCAACUAAAGUAGAAAACGACAUAAUUGAACACUCGUGAAUGACUGCUGAAUGGAGUAAGAAUGGGCUGUACGAUAACCUCGAAAUGUGUUUAAUGAUUUGCUAAUUCAUAUUCACGACUGGGCUACUGACACGUUCUGAUCAAAUGGGCUGUUGUGGGCUUGAGCCCUCUGAACAAGUCAAGCGACUUUCAUUCUAUAAGUGAGCGAGUAUAAGCCUUUUAAGUCAUCCCACAUCGAUUGUUUAGAGAGACAUGUGAUAAUGAGUGGGGCUAUAAAAGAAGAAGAAAUGCUUCACUUCUUAAAUAUGAUCCUUCAGGUUUAAAGGGGAAGUGAGGAUUGGGUUAAUUCUCGCGUAAAUGCGUGAAGAGCGUUCCGCUCAAACCUUUUUACGACAAUUGGGCGCUCCAAUUUUCUUAUCAUCUGAUCCCUC